Messenger RNA from Orcinus orca (killer whale), 536 nucleotides. It is a transcript of the gene PTH2, whose product is annotated as parathyroid hormone 2. Gene Ontology annotation, cellular component: extracellular region. Gene Ontology annotation, biological process: neuropeptide signaling pathway. Bases 1 to 294 code for a protein of 97 amino acids. The transcript has 2 exons. NCBI's taxonomy places the organism in Eukaryota, Metazoa, Chordata, Mammalia, Artiodactyla, Delphinidae. The record is from RefSeq and is a predicted model, not a curated record.
AUGGAGACCCGCCAGGUACCCAGGAGCCCCCGAGCACGGCUGCUGCUGCUGCUGCUACUUGUGUCCUGGGGCCACCGCACCGCCUCAGGAGCCGCCCUGCCUCCCGCGGGGGUCUUCAGACUCCACACCCCCAGCCGGGCUUGGGCGGUUCCGGCCACCCCCCAGUCGCGUCGGAGCCUGGCGCUGGCGGACGAUGCGGCCUUCCGGGAGCGCGCGCGGCUGCUGGCCGCCCUAGAGCGCCGCCACUGGCUGAACUCCUACAUGCACAAGCUGCUGGUGCUGGACGCGCCCUGAACGUCCUGUCCGCCCCACCUUAAUAAAGACCCUGCUGUGCGUCGGGACUGCGCCUCCUUCCUGCGCCUCUGUGUGUGUGUGUGUGUGUGUGUGUGUGUGUGUGUGUUUGUGUGUAGCGGGAGGGUGUGUGUGUGUGUGCACGGGGGCGUCUACCUCCAGUUCCCUCUCUCACCUCUCCCUCUACUCAUCCUGUCUCUCUCUGCACUACCGCCCCAGCUCUGUCCUUUCCUCUCACUCUGUGC